AUGGCCGCCGACAUCCCAGGACAACCUCGAGACCUCCCCAUCCUCCUAACCAAAGAAGCCGUGACGGGAGGCACCUACAUCGUCACGGGCGCAAACACCGGACUAGGUUUCGAAGCCGCCAAACAUCUCGUGCGUCUCGGUGCAGCCAAGGUAAUCCUCGCAGUGCGCCGUCCCGCCAACGGCGAAACAGCCCGUGCGGAAAUCGACGCUGCCACGGCGACCUCGGGGGUUGCAGAAGUCUGGGCUCUCGACCUGAGCAGGUACGACUCCGUCAAAGCAUUUGCUGCGCGGGUCGAGAAUGAGCUCGAUCGGGUCGAUGCUGUGAUUGAGAACGCGGCCGUUGCGACUGGACAGAGGAUUCUGGCCGAGGGCCAUAUCUUGCCUCUUACCGUGAAUGUGUUCGGUACUUUCUUGUUAGCCAUGUUGUUGCUGCCAAAGUUGAAGGAGAGUGCGGAGAAGUUUGGGAUACUCCCACGGUUGUCGUUGAUUACAUCUGGUUCGGCGUUUGAUGUCCGUGACCAGUGGGAAGCGAUUCGGGAUGAUCCGUACAAUAAGCUCGAAGCGGUUGGGGCGGAGAAGUUGAUGGUUUCAUAUCCGAUUUCCAAGCUCAUGGAUACUCUGAUAACCCGGGAACUUGCCUCGUUACUCCCCGUUGAGAAAGGCAAAGUGGUGAUCAAUGCAAGCUGUCCGGGUCUUUGUAUCACUGAGCUUGACCGUAACAUGACCGGUACUUUCAGGGAAGAACUGGGCAAACUGCGUGAAGAGUCUGGACGAACCGCCGAGGAGGGUAGUAGGACGCUUCUUGCUGGUGUUGCCCUGGGUAAGGAGAGCCACGGGCGUUACCUGACACAUUGCGAGAUCAACGAUGAGAGACUCCCCGAGUGGAUGACCGAUGCGGAGGCGCAGAAGGAUCAGAGGCGCCUGUGGGACCUCCUCGUCAAGGAACUGGAGACUGCUGCUCCAGGAUGUGUGCAGAAGGCUUUGGAAAUGCAGUAG
This is a messenger RNA of Aspergillus calidoustus, 996 nucleotides long. Lineage: Eukaryota; Fungi; Ascomycota; Eurotiomycetes; Eurotiales; Aspergillaceae. The record is from the annotation of a GenBank genome assembly.